CAGCGGUCACCCCUCUCUCUCUCUCUUUCUCUCUUUCACUCUCUCUCUCUCUCUCUAUCUCUCUCUCUGUCAGUGUGGGAAGCAUCAGUUCACAUUCACACUCUGAGUCGUCAGGUUUUAUCUCUCUUUUUCUCCUCCUCCUCAUCUUCUUCUUCUCUUGUUAUGACCCAUUUCAGGAGCGACUGCCACAGAAACAGACACACCGGGAUGAACGGUGAGCUGAGAGCUGCUCGCACCACGACAGCGAAGAGAGGAAGCAGUGCUCCUGACAGAUCUGACUAUGAGACGGAGUAUGACAGAUACCCUGAUGAACACUAUAACAGAGUGUCUGACUACCAGCGUGUCCCCUCCUCAGUCCCGGUGGAUCGCAGUCCUGUCAAACGGCCCCGCCCUUCAUCUUCCUCCUCCUCUUCCUCCUCCACAGCAGCUCUGAGGAUGAAGAGCAGUAGAGUGUCCAGCAGGAGCAACAACACACACACCUCCUCCUCUGACAGCAAAUUGAAGAUGGCGGAGCUACUUGCCAUAAAGAAGGAGCUGACGGUGAUCAAGGUUCAGAUCGACGGCCUGUUGGACUGUGUAGACAAGAUGGACAGACAGAGGAAGGAUUGCUCAGAGUGUCCUCAGAGCAGGGAGCCCAGUGUGUCUCCUCACCGAGGUUCAGUCAGCAGUCUGGAGAGAGAAAGUCCUGAACCAGGAGAGGCCAGUGAGGAAGAGCCGCUGCACUACCAGCACUACUACCCCCACAGCUACCCCCACAGGAUAAAGCAGCAUCAGUCUGACCUGGAGGACGAUCUGUGAUUCUGUAGCUCAGAUUCUUCCAGAUGCUUCCUUCUGUUUCCACAAACAGAAGCUCAGAUGGGUAUAAACUAGGAUGGAAGAUGCUUCAGAGAGGCGUUUGCAACACGAAAUGCACUGGACUGACUCUCCUCCACUAACUCCUAAAUCUGUCUUAUAUCUUUCUGUCACUCUCACUUUGAUUUUUAAUAUGUUGCCCUAUCUCCAGUCCACAAUGACUAUAAAAUCCCCAAGGUGUUCCUGAUACGUCACUGACUCUUAUGCUCCAUGCUAACAUAUUGACACAUGGGAUAUUAUAGCUUAACGUCUGCUCUUUAGAAAAAGCACCAUUCUAGUGUUUUGCAUAUUUUUUGACAAUGUCCUACGUUUCAUUUACAAUAAUUACAGUAAAAAAAUACAUUAUCUUUACUUGAUGUCAGAUGUAACAUUUGGCCCCAUUAUCAUCCUAACCUUGCUUCCCAUGUUGAACUUCAUUCUGAUUGAUGUUAAUUAAAGAGAUUCAUUUUAAUGAACUGAUUUUACUUAACUGACUUUAUUGAAGUCAGUGUAGCUGCAGCUGGCAGCUCCUUGUCACCUAAUUUAUUUUCAUUAGGUGUGUUGUUACUAUGUGUAACCAGAUGUACAGAAAAGCAUUAUGGUUCUGUGUUUAAGGCUCAGUGAGCACAGUUUUACAACUCUCUGGGUGAAUUACAGUAUUAUUCUUAAUGAGAUACCCUAUAGACUGAACAUUUCCUGCAAUGGGCAUUAACUCUGAAUAAAAAUGAUUAAAAAGUGGACAUGAAUGGGGAUGAUUACAUUUUCCCAUGUUUAGCAUAGAAAACAGUUCAGUGGCUAAAACAGUUUGCUACAUGUAAGCUAACUGAGCAUAAACAGUUGAUUGUGGUUCGCUCAGGUUAGCAGCGAAGACAUUUUGAUCCAGGUUAGCAUGAGGGUUUAUUCUAAGGGUCAACAAUUAAAGUUUUAGUUCUUGUUCAAUCAAUGAACUCUGAGGUCUGAUUUGAAAAGGUGUCAUCAGAUGAAUGCUGAACUGAAGCCAUCAGGGUUCAUGUAGAAGGUCUAUUUUCCAGGCAGAGAAACAGAAAAUUUGAUACUCAUAUGGCAUGAUAACAGUGUGUUUACUGUGUAUGAGGUCCAUUCAGUGAAGAAA
Messenger RNA from Larimichthys crocea (large yellow croaker), 1942 nucleotides. RefSeq names its product RNA-binding Raly-like protein. Gene Ontology annotation, molecular function: RNA binding. The transcript is spliced from 8 exons. Gene Ontology annotation, cellular component: nucleus. The coding region runs from base 163 to 798 and encodes 211 amino acids. Lineage: Eukaryota; Metazoa; Chordata; Actinopteri; Sciaenidae. The record is from RefSeq and is a predicted model, not a curated record.